Molecule: messenger RNA, 1018 nt
Organism: Spodoptera frugiperda (fall armyworm)
Lineage: Eukaryota; Metazoa; Arthropoda; Insecta; Lepidoptera; Noctuidae
Product: pre-mRNA-splicing factor ISY1 homolog
Exons: 7
Coding region: 163-975 (270 amino acids)
Biological process (GO): mRNA 3'-splice site recognition; generation of catalytic spliceosome for second transesterification step
Cellular component (GO): post-mRNA release spliceosomal complex; post-spliceosomal complex; catalytic step 2 spliceosome
Source: RefSeq, a predicted model, not a curated record
UAACUUGACAUUUGUUAAAUGACAGAAACGAUUGAGGUUAUAAAAUGUUGUGUUUACCCCUUGUGAUUGUGAAUUAAUUGAUUUUUAAAUAUUAAUAAUUGUCGGUUUAGUAUAAUAAGAGUGUAAUUUAUAAGAAGUAAACAAUUCUAUCAUCAAACAAAAAUGGCUCGCAAUGCAGAGAAAGCUAUGACUACCCUGGCCCGGUGGCGGGCUGCACAAGUACAAGAAGCAGGAGGACAGCGGGAGCGCAGACCAUAUCUCGCGUCAGAGUGCACAGAUUUACCGCAAGCAGAGAAAUGGAGACUGCAGAUUGUUAGGGAAAUUGCCAAAAAAGUUGCCCAGAUACAGAAUGCCGGUCUCGGUGAGUUUCGGAUACGAGACUUGAAUGAUGAGAUCAACAAGCUUAUGCGCGAGAAACGUCACUGGGAAGUUCAAAUCAAGUCAUUGGGCGGGCCAGACCAUGCUCGCGUUGGACCAAAAAUGCUUGACCAAGACGGUAAAGAGGUACCCGGUAAUCGAGGCUACAAGUACUUCGGAGCCGCUAAAGAUCUACCAGGUGUACGUGAGCUAUUCGAACAAGAGCCCCCUCCGCCACCGAGACGGACGCGUGCGGACCUCAUGCGAGACGUAGACGCCGACUACUAUGGAUACAGAGACGACGACGACGGUCUCUUGAUGCCACUCGAGCAGGAAGCUGAGAAAGAAGCCAUAGCAAGGGCAGUAGAUGAGUGGAAGAGAAAUAAGGAGGAAAACAAAGAUCAAGAUUUGCCCGAGGAAGAAAACAUUUAUCCAGAAGAUCCGGACGACAAGAGAAUAGAAGAAGAGGAUGAAAAUGGCGAGCCGGUCCGACAAGUAGUGACGUCACAUGUAGCAGUGCCAUCGCAGAAGGAUAUAGAAGAAGCUUUACUGCGGCGGAAGAAACAAGAGUUGCUGGAGAAAUAUGGCUGUAUGGAUAUCAAGCUGGAACAAAGCUGACCAGCACUUAGAUAGUAUCAUAAUAAAUAAGUAUUUUUCCAAA